This is a messenger RNA of Ixodes scapularis (black-legged tick), 1951 nucleotides long. Its product is annotated as transcriptional regulator ovo. The coding region runs from base 87 to 1448 and encodes 453 amino acids. The transcript is spliced from 4 exons. Gene Ontology annotation, biological process: regulation of transcription by RNA polymerase II; epidermal cell differentiation. The record is from RefSeq and is a predicted model, not a curated record. Gene Ontology annotation, cellular component: nucleus. Gene Ontology annotation, molecular function: RNA polymerase II cis-regulatory region sequence-specific DNA binding; DNA-binding transcription factor activity, RNA polymerase II-specific. Lineage: Eukaryota; Metazoa; Arthropoda; Arachnida; Ixodida; Ixodidae.
CCGAUCCUGGCCGGCGGCCGCCGUCCCUCCGGAUUACGGUUCGCCCGUCCCUUCUCGUUGACCUGGAUUAACCGGCGGACCGCAGCAUGCCCAAGGCUUUCCUGGUGCGCAAGUCCCGGAGCCACUGGAGGCCCGCGACUUCUGCGACUUCUGCGGCUUCCGAGGCUGUCACCCCGCCGCCCAGCCCAGAACAGGCGCCGCAGAGUCUCGUGGUGCAGCGGUGUCCACCGGCUUCCUUCCAGGGAAAUCUUAUCAUCGACUUGGGCUCCCCAGCGUCAAGCGUUGAUCAACGAGUCAGCCCGGUGACCAGUCAGCGAGGCAGCCCACCCGUCUCCCCUCCCACGCCACCGUCCUCGAGCGAGGGCGACAAGGGCUUUCGGCAGAGCUCCGAUGAACCCUACCUAUCCUCCGAGGACUCAUCAUCCGAGGUCUCGUCCACCUCCGUCCUCACGGCAGUCUACCGAUAUAUGGUCUCAAGACCCGAGCGAUCCCACGAGCCACCGCCACCGGCGCUAUGUCCGCGUCGGGUACCGGUCAUCCAGUCGCCGAUAUCCCGAUUCCCGACGAGGCUGCCGGCGCCCCUCGACGUUCCCCUGGACGCCCGAACGACCAUUCCAUCGCCCGAACCCUUGUCCCGAACUGUUCCGGAGCCUUCGCCGAGGCCGCAUGACCUCGUGGUCAGGUCCGAAGACAAGAUGUCCGAUGACGACGGUGAAGGUCCGGCGCCACUGCCCAUGCGGCUCAGUCUUCUUCAACAGAGGCUGGGCAUCGCAGAGAAUUCGCCGCUGGAGUUCGUCAAUGGCGGCCAUGGCAUCAAGAACCCGCUGCUGCAGAAGAGUCGGCGGAGCCAGUCUCUGGAACUGCAUGACUCCGAGAGCAAUCAGAGCGUGGCUUCGAUGGAACCCGCGAGUCCUCAGCGACCAGCUCCGCCCCUGCCGCCGGUCCAACUGCAACCCCAGUCACCGCCACCCCAAUCCCAGGCACAACAGGACAGGUUGUCCUGUAAGGUGUGCGGCAAGUGCUUCGGUCUUCAAAGGCUCCUGAACCGACAUAUGAAGUGUCACAGCGACGUGAAACGCUACUUGUGCACCUUCUGUGGGAAAGGCUUCAACGACACCUUUGACCUUAAGCGGCACACUCGCACGCAUACAGGUGUGCGGCCCUACAAAUGCGUGAUGUGUGACAAGUCGUUCACACAGCGCUGCUCCUUGGAGUCGCACACGCUCAAGGUUCACGGCAUCCAGCACCAGUACGCGUACAAGGAGCGCCGUGCCAAGGUCUACGUCUGCGAAGAGUGCGGCCACACGACCAACGAGCCAGAAGUGCACUACAUGCACCUCCAGGACCGUCAUCCGUACAGUCCAGCCCUGCUCAAGUUCUACGACAAGAGGCACUUCAAGUUCAACGAAGGAAGCUUCCCAGUCGGCCUGCUACGCGUGCAUUCCUGAACACAAAAACCUUCCGGGACGUCGUGCAUGCCACGCCGCUCUUUGUCUGUGAUACCCCCCUUCCCGAAACGUCUUCCACUUGUACAUAAGGGUCCCUCGGGUGGCCGCCUCGUUAACUUAUGUUUCUCGCAUUCCUCACGUUCACGCUUAGACGGCCGCCACGUGUCCGGCCUCGCUCUCGAGCCUCCGAAAGAUGCUCCGCAAGAACGCCCUCUCCGGAUUUUCCUCACAACCCGCACCUUGGUCUGACCGAUCCCACUGAGUACAAAAUGGGACCAUCGCAGCAACUCUUUUAAGUCGCAGCAUCUCCUUUAAGUACAAAAAUGAAACGGAAUCGCGGUGUGGUGUCGAGGGCCCUUGCGGAGUGACGGAAGUAAGGUGCGCAGCCCGUGGCUUUGAUCUCUUCUUUGUUUUCAUCCCCUUGCAGUCACAGGGAGGACCAUCGUUGAUUCUCAUGUCUGCCUUACACGUUCAAUAAAUGCUGCAAGGUUUCCUUCAUACCA